This is a messenger RNA of Aureobasidium subglaciale EXF-2481, 741 nucleotides long. RefSeq lists its product as uncharacterized. The record is from RefSeq and is a predicted model, not a curated record. The coding region runs from base 203 to 505 and encodes 100 amino acids. The transcript has a single exon. Lineage: Eukaryota; Fungi; Ascomycota; Dothideomycetes; Dothideales; Saccotheciaceae.
AUUAGCAGAACGGACAACUUUGAGGAGGGCUAUGGUUCUCUGACUAAAGGAAGUUAUGCACGCCUCCUUCACGCUUUUAGGCACAGAGAACAAGAGGUAAUGAGAGUCGCCAUGGGAAAGGUAUAUCUACGAGAUUAUGAAUACGAUGUCAGAGCCCCUGUGUUGGGUCGCAUGAAGAACUUGAUGCCAUUUUUGGGCCUGGAUGCAAUUGGGGCCCGACGAUCUGGACGACGAUGACCAUUAUUAUGUGAAGCCCGACGAUAUGGACCCCGAUGACCUGUUUUAUGUUGAGCCUGACAACGACCCACGAGGAACCACUCAUGGUACAGCAGCUCCUCCUGGCGAUAGCACAGCGGCUCCUCCAGCCGGUGACAUAGCGGCUCCUGCAGCUGUUAUCACCACAGUUCCUGCGAGUACUAUCCCGCCAACUGGCCCCAAAGUCAGUGUCACAUCAACGACUUCUAGUCUGAAUCCCUCCGCGGACUUGUUUACGAAACCCUCCUGAUCUUGUGCAAUCGCCACCCGAUGACUGUCAGCAAUAUCCCGAGAUGUGGUCUAGAGGCCAAGACCAUCAAAAGAGGGAGGAAGACGCGAAUUGCGGAACACGUUGAUGAACAUGCCGGGACUAUGCAAUGAUCAAAGUUCCGGCGAUCACAAUACACACUAUGCUGUGCUUCUUGCCUUGAACCACGGGGGAUUGACAGGGCCUGCUACCUGAUCAUCCUGAUGAUGGAGGAAAAG